AUGGCUAGCCGCAACGAACGCUCACCAUCUCCUGCAGGCAGUACUCACUCCUCGUCGCGUGGCAGUCGCAGGGACCGUGACGACAGCCGCCCCGAGAGAGGUCGACGGGACGAUGAGCGUCGUAUCCGCUUCAGACCCAACCCGCAGGUGAGUCGAAUUCCUGCUUGGAGCUCCGCCUGGUCAGAGCACUUGCUCGAGCAUGGCGGAGCAGUCGGCAUGGAAGCGUUUAAAGCUAACUUUGAGUCGACUCAGCGGGAUCGCUACGGCCGUCGCGAUGACAAUCACUAUGUCCCUGGAGACCGAUCCAGAUACAGACAGCCAUCCCGAGAUCGCCGCCGAGCCGAUGACCGCGAAAGAAAUUACCACAGGCGAGAUGAUUCGCGCGACCGCGACCGCGCGCGUGAUCGGGACCGUGACCGCGAGCGUGAGCGCAGACGCCGUGAAGACUCCGCUGAUCUGAGGCACAAGUCUCGGCGUGAGGAUAGCCGCGACCGCGACCGAAGCUAUCGACGCCGAUCCCGAACCCGCUCUCCAGUGCCGUCGAAGUCAUCUACCCCUGCACCACACGAAACCGACGAACAGAAGAAGGUCAACCGGCUCGCCAAGUUGGAAGCCUGGAAGGCCAAACAAAGCGAACAGCUCGCAAAGAAGCAGGAAGGAGAAGUAGGCUCUCAGAAGAUUCUUGAAGCGAUUGACCGCAAGUCCGGUCUGUCUCCAGCCGUUGGUUCACCCUCAACUCCCGUGACCCCUGCCGACCUAUCGGCAUCUACUGGUUAUGCAGGAAAGUUCGACCCGAAGGCUGUUGCCCGGAAUGCAACGGCCGCAAACGCCACAACGGGCUCGCCCGCUGUCCUCGGCAUGGAUGUUACGGUCCCUGAAUCAGCCAGGGCUCCGACAAUGCCUACGCGCACUGCGCAAGAAACCGAGUCUCUCAAGCCCCAAGGCAGCGUGGGUGGGUUUGCGUUGGGGGCCAAGCAACCUUCUGAGAAAGAGAAACCAUCUGAAAACCGCGACCUGGGAUUUGAUGAAGAGGAAUCCACCCACAAGAGGCUGAAGGAGCUGCCCAGCCUUGCGCUCGAUGAUGGUAACGAUUAUUUCGACAAUGAUGACGGAGCGGAAGAUGGCGAAUUCGACAACCAAGAGUUCAACGAAGAGAAAGCGCGGGCUGCGGCAGAACAACGGCGACAGCAGCUUCUCAAGGACCAAACCAACGAAGAUGUCGCCAUAGCAGACGCACCAGCUCAGCCCUCUGGAUCUACAGCGAUGGAAAUUGACACAAACGCGGAAGAGGAGGAUUUGGAUCCUUUGGAUGCUUACAUGGCAGAGCUGAACCAGCAGCUUGAUACUCCUGGCUCAACCGAGUCUUUUGGUCAUUCUGUUCCAACCAAGAAGGACAAAGAGGCGGGAGAAAACCAACCAGAGGCCUUCUUUGGAGAUGACGAUGGCGUGGACAUGACUGCGGUUGGCAACGAGGAUGCUGACGAUGUCUUGGCUAUGGCCAAAAAGAAAAAGAAGAAGGAUGUUCCAAAGGUCGAUCACGCAAAGGUUGAUUACGAAUCUUUCCGCAAGGAAUUCUACCAAGAGUCUGAUGAACUGAAGGAGAUGAGCGAGGAAGAAGUAGCCAAUUUGCGUCAAGAAAUGGAUGGUAUCAAAGUUCGCGGCCGUGACGUCCCUAAGCCGGUUCAGAUGUGGGCUCAGUGUGGACUGGAUCACACCACUACGCAGGUCAUCAAUAACCUUGGCUAUGAGAACCUCACUUCCAUUCAAUCUCAGGCAAUUCCGGCUAUCAUGUCCGGUCGCGAUGUGAUUGGUGUCGCCAAGACAGGCUCUGGAAAGACAAUGGCCUUCUUGAUCCCCAUGUUCCGACAUAUCAGAGAUCAAAGGCCUCUCCGAACUAUGGAAGGUCCUAUCGGCUUGAUUAUGACACCCACCCGUGAACUCGCUUCGCAGAUCCACAAGGACUGCAAGCCUUUCCUGAAGGCCUUCGGCUUGCGAGCCGUCUGUGCGUACGGUGGUGCCCCGAUCAGAGAUCAUAUCGCCGAACUGAAACGAGGCGCCGAAAUUAUUGUUUGCACUCCAGGGCGAAUGAUCGACCUUCUCGCAGCCAAUGCCGGCCGGGUUACUAACCUGGCACGUGUCACAUAUUGCGUCCUUGACGAAGCAGAUCGCAUGUUUGACAUGGGUUUUGAACCACAGGUCAUGAAGAUCAUGGCAAAUAUUCGACCGGAUCGCCAGCUAGUACUUUUCUCCGCCACCUUCCCUACCGCCAUGGAGGCGCUGGCCAGGAAGACGCUCAAUAAGCCUGUCGAAAUUAUUGUCGGUGGACGAAGCGUCAUCACCCAAAUCGUCGAAAUUCGCAAUGAAGAUCAGAAGUUCAUUCGUGUGCUUGAAUUGCUGGGCAGGCUGUACGCCAGUGAUCAAAACGAAGACGCUAGAUCACUCAUCUUUGUUGAGCGUCAAGAAUCCGCUGAUAACCUGCUGUCCGAGCUGAUGCGGAAGGGCUACCCCUGCGGAUCUAUUCACGGUGGCAAAAACCAGGAGGAUCGUAGCGACACCAUCAGUGCCUUCAAGGGUGGUGUCUUCCCUGUGAUGAUCGCCACCUCCGUUGCAGCCCGUGGUCUUGACGUGAAACAACUUAAACUGGUGAUCAACUAUGAUGUCCCUAAUCACCUUGAGGACUACGUCCACCGUGCUGGUCGUACCGGACGUGCUGGAAACACUGGAAUCGCUGUCACAUUUCUGACCGAUACCCAGGAGCGCUUCGCUGUCGACGUUGUUAAGGCACUCCAGCAGAGUAAUCAGGAAGUUCCCAAGCCUAUUAUGAGCAUGGCUGAAUCUUUCCUCAAAAAGAUCAAAGACGGAAAAGAAAAGUCGAGCCAUGGCUUCGGUGGUAAGGGACUGGAGCGCCUCGAUCAAGAGCGCGAGAAUGCUCGCAAGCGUGAACGCCGCGCCUUCAAGACUGGCGACGAAGAAGACGAAGAAGACGAAGAAGGAAAGGAAGACACAGCCGACAAGGGCGAGGAUCGCUUCGCCAAAGCCCUUUCUUCCGUGCAAUCUGCCACUACUUCAACCCCGACCCAGAUUCCCGGCGUACCGAAGGGUAUCGACCUCGACGGCCAUAUUACUGUUCACAAGACCGAGAGAGAGCCUCCUGGCUCCAAGAAUACUCUCGACAAAGUGGGAUCUGCUGUGGCGGAUAUCAAUGCCCGCCUCAGCAAGGCUGGUGUUAUGAGAUCCGGUGUGCCCAUUGACAAUCGUGGUCCCGAUGCAGGCCAGUUCCAUGCCACUCUUGAAAUCAACGACUUUCCCCAGAAAGCUCGUUGGGCCGUUACCAACCGCACGAAUGUCGCCAAGAUCCUGGAAGCAACCGGAACCUCUAUCACGACCAAAGGCAACUUUUAUCCUCCCGGCAAAGAACCCGGUCCGAAUGAACUGCCGAAGCUGUACAUCCUGGUGGAGGGAGAGACCGAGAUUUCCGUUACGAAUGCGAUGCGUGAGCUGAUGCGUCUGCUGAAGGAUGGCACCAUGGCGGCGGCUGAUAGUGAUGCCCGUGCUCCGGCUAGUGGCCGCUACAACGUCGUCUAG
Molecule: messenger RNA, 3585 nt
Organism: Penicillium argentinense
Lineage: Eukaryota; Fungi; Ascomycota; Eurotiomycetes; Eurotiales; Aspergillaceae
Exons: 4
Coding region: 1-3585 (1194 amino acids)
Molecular function (GO): ATP binding; RNA helicase activity; RNA binding
Source: RefSeq, a predicted model, not a curated record